Vairimorpha ceranae is the source of this 1251-nucleotide messenger RNA. Its product is annotated as transcriptional corepressor cyc8. Gene Ontology annotation, molecular function: protein binding. The record is from RefSeq and is a predicted model, not a curated record. NCBI's taxonomy places the organism in Eukaryota, Fungi, Microsporidia, Nosematidae. The transcript has a single exon. Bases 1 to 1251 code for a protein of 416 amino acids.
AUGAAAAGUUCAACUGAAAAUUUUGAAUCUUCAACAAAAAAUAGUAAACCUAGAAAUAAGAUUUAUUUACAAGUAAGAGAUUCAACAAAAUGUUGUAAUGAAGCAUUAAUUACAAAUCCUAAAAAUGUCAAUACUCUUUAUGUUAUGGGAAAGUGUUUGAUUCAACAAGAAAAUUUUGGAAUGGCUAAAGAGAUUAUAGAAAAGAUUAAAAAUCUGGAUCCCGUAAAUGUUUAUGGAAAUAUUUUAGAAGGACAUGUAUUAUUAAAAAAUGGACAACUUCUUGAAUCUUAUAGUUUAUUUUCUAGUGCUUAUAAAAAUAUUAUAUUCCAUGACGUUUAUUUAUCUUACGGUCUUGGUCUUUUUUAUGACACUUUAGAAAAACACGAAUUGGCAAGAAAGUGGUUUACAUUGUGUUUAACUUCAGAUAUUGAACUUUUUAAAUAUUUAGAAAUUAUGUACAGAAUAGGUGUAUGCUAUAAAAAAGAAAAAAAACUUUUUGAUGCAUUAGGAGUAUUUGAGCGUCUAGAAACAUUUGUUAAAACAGACCUAUUUCAAGAUGAUGUCAGAUUGCAAAUUGCACAUGUUUAUGAGAUUAUGAACGAACAUGAUGUUUGUAACGAUUUUUUAAGUAAAUUGAAAGGAUCACGACAGACAAACAUUUUUAUUAACAGAUUAAAAUCAUGGAUAUAUUUUAAGACUAACAACUUUGACUUAAUUAAGGGUUUAUUUGAAUGUCCGAAGGACAAGGCACAACAUAAAAGCUAUAAGUUUUCUGUUAAAAAUUUGCAGAAAGAAUUAAAUUAUUGUGAUUGUUCUAUUGUCAAUGAUGUUAAAGAUCAUUACAUUUUAUAUUUAUUGGGAAGGUCAUUGAUUUUGGAAGGAGAAUACGAUACUGCUUUAGAAUUAUUUAAUAUAUGUACACAAUUAGAUCCAAAAUCUUAUCUUGCUUUUAAUUCUGCCGGCAUAAUAAAUUAUAAACGUAAAAACUACGAAACAGCAAAAAAGUCAUUUCAAGAUGCUUUAAAUAUAAAACCAAAUUUUUAUGACGCAAUAAAUAAUCUGAAAGUAGUAAACUACAAGAUAAACAACAAAUUUUGUGCUACAAAAAUUUUGGAAUCAGAUCCAGAUAUUUUUCUAACCAAAUAUUUGGAUUCUCAGAUUAUUUUUAAUGAGUGUAUAUGUUACCCUAAUAACACUGAAACAAGUAGCUUGCCUGAUUUGGAUCCAAUAAAAUUUGAAAACUUUUGCUAA